AUGUCGGAUUCAGAACAAGUCGAAUCGACGGUCACAACUCCAGAGCCACAGGCUGAGGUUGAAGCUCAGGUCGAGCCUGCUGAACAACCUGUUGAAGAACCUGUUGAGGAACAUGUUGGGGAACCUGUUGAAACUCAGGUCGAGGAGCCCGAAGAAACAGAGUACACGGAGCAGCAGGCUGAAGAUGAUGCUGAAGCGCCCCUCGACGAGCAGGUGUACAAGCUGAAAAGCCAUAAACGGAAAGGCCCCGCAAAGACCGCCAAAGGUCCCAAAGAACAAAGACGUGCUCGCACGAAAAAGUCCAAGCCUGAACCCGAAGAGGAGUCGGAGCCAGAGGAAGAAGUGGAUGAGGCGACAAAAGAAAGAAGAGAAAUCGAGGCAAGGAUUGAUGCUGCGCUGAAAAAGCCGGGCGUGAAACGCCGCAAAAUGGCUGGCGACGACUUGGAACAGCUCCAAGACGAACGGGUUGCCCGCCUUCGAGAGGAAAUGCGUGAAGCAGCCAUGCUGGAUGCCGAGUGUAUUGAAAACGGCAAGCCCGCUCUCAACAAGGUCAAAAUGCUGCCUGAGGUCGUCAACGUAUUAACAAAGCAUAGCCUGGCCGAUAGCAUUCUUGAUGGCAAUUUGCUGGAGAGCGUCCGCAUCUGGCUUGAGCCGCUGCCGGACGCCUCGCUACCUAGCUAUGAGAUCCAGAAAGAGCUGUUCCAUGCACUCGACAGGUUGCCUAUCAAAACCAUUCACUUACGGGAGAGCAAGCUCGGUCAGAUCGUUCUUUUCUACCAGAAAUCAAAGAGACCACACCCGCAGAUCAAACGCAUUGCCGACAAGCUGGUCGGCGACUGGACCCGUCCGAUUAUGGGCAGAAGUGACAACUACCGUGACAAGCGAGUCGCAACACGCAAUUUCGACCCUACCGCCGAUCUUGGAGUACGACAAAAGACUCGCACAAGCCUUACCCCCGCCGAGGAGGCGGCUAUCCGUCGCAACCGUGCGGCCAUCCCCACUGCUCGCACAGAAACUUACUCGGUUGCGCCCAUGAGCAAUAUCAGUGCAUCAGGCGGUGCUCGCAGUGGCGGCGAGACCCAGCAGCUGCGCAGAAUGAAGGCCAAGCUCAUGAGCUCCAAGGGCCAGUCGUCGCGCAAGUCCAAAGUGUCGGUCGAGGGCCGCGGGCUUAACUAG
Molecule: messenger RNA, 1176 nt
Organism: Wickerhamiella sorbophila
Lineage: Eukaryota; Fungi; Ascomycota; Dipodascomycetes; Dipodascales; Trichomonascaceae
Product: Transcription factor IWS1
Exons: 1
Coding region: 1-1176 (391 amino acids)
Biological process (GO): poly(A)+ mRNA export from nucleus
Cellular component (GO): nucleus
Source: RefSeq, a predicted model, not a curated record